GCGACUGCACUAGGCAGGAUCACUGUAGGUGUCUUGUCUCGUCAAAGACUUGUUUUCCUUUAAUUUUGAUUAUUCUUCAUUGAAUCAUCAACUUCAGUCCUCCAUGUACAGCCACAAAAAUAUUGUCGAUGGCAAACAUUAAAUUCAUGCACAGCCACAAAAAUAUUGUCGAUGGCUAACAUUAAAUUGAGUCAAUGGAAAAACAAGAAAAAAAAGUUCUCAUUAAAACUGAGUAUAUUUUAUUUAGUUUAUUGUGGGUUUGCCUGAUUACUAUUUGUUUAAAGAUGGAUACAAUAAAAAACAAUUCAUGGCUUUUUUUUUCUAUUCUAGUUUUUGGUUUUGCCAUGUGCACUAAACCCUAUCAUAUAAUUGCUGCGGAUACAAUUUCUUCUGGUGAUUCUCUAACUGGAGAUCAAACUAUUAUAUCAAAGAGUGAUAGAUUUGUAUUGGGUUUCUUCAAACCAGGUAUGUCUCAGAAUUACUAUAUAGGUAUUUGGUACUCUUACAAUAAAGUCUCAGUUCAAACUGUUGUUUGGGUUGCGAACAGAGAUGCACCUCUUCUUGAUCCAUCUACUUCAAAGUUAACACUUUCAGAUGGAAACUUAGUUUUACUUAGUGGUUAUAGUGAUUCACCAAUUUGGUCUACUAAUUUAGCUUCAAGUACUCUGAAUACAACGGAAGUAGUUCUUGGUGAUGAUGGGAAUCUUGUUCUAAGAGAUAUAUCGAAUCCAUCAGUUGUCAUUUGGCAGAGUUUUGAUUAUCCAACUAAUACUUGGUUGCCUGGUGGAAAAAUUGGGUUCAAUAAAAGAACUAACCAAAGUCAGACGCUUACUUCAUGGAGAAGUCGAGAAGAUCCAGCCACGGGAUUUUACAGCCUAAAAUCAAAUGGAACAAAUCAGUAUUUCAUAUACUGGAACAACUCCGAAGAAAUUUGGAAAAGUGGGGAGUGGGAUGAAAGAUUAAAAACUUUUUCUUCAACUCCUUUUCUGAGUUCCAAUUCCAUUUACUAUUAUAAUUAUAUUUCAAAUGUAAAUGAGAGUUAUUUUACUUAUAAUUUUUACAACAAGUCUACUAUUUCUAGAUAUGUUAUGGAUCUUUCUGGCCAAACCAAGCAAUUUCUAUGGACGGAAAGCACACGUAAUUGGACUAUGGUUUGGGUUGAACCCAAACGAUUGUGUGAUGUUCAUAGUAUAUGUGGACCUUUUGGCAACUGUAACCAGGAUACCCAGAAGUGUGAGUGUUUGCCAGGUUUCGCCCCGCGAUCGACUACAGAUUGGAGUCUACAAGAUACAUCUGGCGGGUGUGUCAGAACCAUGCCUUUUCAAUGUGGGAGUACGGAUGGUUUUUCACCGAUCUCAACCUCAAAUUUGCCUGAUUAUCCCCAGCUGUCACCAGAAAUCGAUAGCGCCGAAGAAUGCAAAUCAGCAUGCCAGGCUAAAUGUUCCUGCAACGCUUACAGUUUUGACCGUCAGUGUCAAUUGUGGGAUGGAGAUAUAAUGAAUUUUAAUCAACUUACAUCAUCUGAGAGACCAGCAACUUUCUAUCUCAGACGUGCCGCAGACGAAAUUCGCAGUCCAGCUCCAGUAUCUACUGCUGAAGUCAGAAAGAGAAAUGCCUUACUUUGGAAGAUUGGCGUACCUGUUUUCAUUUUGGUGGCAACUAUCAUGGGCGUCUCAGGAUAUAUUUAUCAAAGCAAGAGAAAUAAGGCUAAUAGAAGAGGAGGAUUGAAAGGACUCCAAGGGGUGUUGGCGGAAUUACUGAAAUCCAAGGCUACCUACAACGACUCUCCAAAUACAAACAUGUUUGAUGAUGGUAAAACAGAAGAAGAAACACAGGAAUUGCAAAUAUUUAAUCUUGCUUGUUUAACCCUUGCUACAAAUAACUUCUGCUGGAAAAAUAAGUUGGGAGAAGGAGGUUUUGGGCCAGUUUAUAAGGGAAAGCUACAAAACGGGCAGGAAAUAGCAGUGAAAAGACUGUCUACAAACUCUGGCCAGGGUAUUGAAGAGUUCAAGAACGAGGUUGUAUUAAUCUCAAAACUUCAACACCGUAACCUUGUGAAAUUGUUGGGUUGCUGCAUUGAAGGAAAAGAAAACAUGCUAAUUUAUGAAUACAUGCCCCAAAGAAGCCUGGAUGCAUUUCUGUUUGAUCCAAGGAAGAAAGCACGCCUAGAUUGGGAUAAGCGCUUCGAUAUUAUUGGAGGGGUUGCUCGUGGCCUUCUUUACCUACACCGCGAUUCUCGUUUAAGAGUUAUUCAUAGAGAUCUCAAAGUCAGUAACAUUCUAUUGGAUGAUAACAUGACCCCAAAAAUUUCAGACUUUGGAAUGGCACGGAAAUUUUGUGGUGACCAAAUUAUGGCUAAUACUAGCAGGGUUGUUGGCACAUUCGGUUACAUGUCUCCGGAGUAUAUAAUGGGAGGCACAUUUUCAGAGAAGUCAGAUGUCUUUAGUUUCGGAGUACUGAUACUAGAAAUUGUGAGCGGUAAGAGAAAUAACAGCUUUUACAAGGAUGAACAUCCUGUAAACCUCCUACUUCAUGCUUGGAGACUUUGGAAUGAAGGAAAAUGGUCAGAAGUUGUUGAUGAAGCUUUGGGUGAUUUGUAUUCUCAAUCAGAAGUGAUGAAAUGUGUACAUAUUGGCCUGUUAUGCGUUCAAAAUAGAGCAAUAGAUAGGCCAACCAUGGGUGAAGUGGAUACCAUGCUUGGCAGUGAAACUGAUCGUCCAGCUCCCAAAGAACCUCCAUUUACUUCUCCGGGAUCAUCAGAUAAGUCUGGUUCUGAAUCGAUUCAUUCAAAUAACAAUUUCACUAUAACUACCAUUGAGGGUCGAUAGGAUGAUCGAUCUAUUCCUUACACAUUCGAAUAAGUUAAAGUCUAUGAAAGAAAUAAUUAUAUCCUAUGUGACACUAUAUUCGCAAAAUUUGGGAGUGAAAUCAGAUGUUUAUCUAUUUCGAUCAUUCGCCAUGAUUGUAACCUUAAUGGACGACCAUUAAAUAAAUGAC
Messenger RNA from Papaver somniferum (opium poppy), 2997 nucleotides. RefSeq names its product G-type lectin S-receptor-like serine/threonine-protein kinase At1g11300. The transcript is spliced from 7 exons. The coding region runs from base 195 to 2828 and encodes 877 amino acids. Gene Ontology annotation, biological process: recognition of pollen; protein phosphorylation. Gene Ontology annotation, molecular function: ATP binding; protein serine/threonine kinase activity. The record is from RefSeq and is a predicted model, not a curated record. Lineage: Eukaryota; Viridiplantae; Streptophyta; Magnoliopsida; Ranunculales; Papaveraceae.